Meloidogyne enterolobii is the source of this 1305-nucleotide messenger RNA. Lineage: Eukaryota; Metazoa; Nematoda; Chromadorea; Rhabditida; Meloidogynidae. The record is from the annotation of a GenBank genome assembly.
UUUAGCGUUUUUAUUUGUAAUUUUUUCAUUUUUCUAUGUACAUUAAAAAUUUUGUUUGGGAACUUAGGGAUAAGUAGUUGAUUACUCAAUCUACAGUAUGUACACAAAUUACCCUUUUCCAUUUUCAUGAUCUUGGCGUUUUGUCCUUUUAAUUUUUUUGUCAAUUUAUUUUUAUUUUUUUCUUUGUUUUUUCUUAUUUUCAGUUUAAUGGUUCAAGCUAGUGUUUCUCCCCCAGUUCCUCAUUGGGAACUUGGAAUUGGCUCUAUUGCUUGUCAUGCAUGGAAUAAAGAUAGAACACAAAUUGCCGUCUCUCCAUCAAAUAAUGAAAUACACAUUUUUGAAAAGUCUGGUGAUUGUUGGCGUUCAAUACAUAUUCUUUCUGAACAUGAUUUGCUUAUAACAGGAAUUGAUUGGGCGCCAGACACAAACAGAAUAGUUUCUUGUUCUCACGAUAAAAAUGCUUUUGUUUGGACAUUUGAUCCCAAACAGGGACAAUGGAAACCGGAAUUAGUUUGGAUUCGAACAAAUCGGGCAGCAACUUGUGUAAAGUGGUCACCUAAAGAAAAUAAAUUUGCUAUUGGAACUGGUGAACGAUUAAUUGCUGUUUGUUAUUAUGAGCGUGAGAAUAAUUGGUGGAUAUCUAGACAAAUUAAAAAACCUAUUCGUUCAACUGUUAUUUCUCUUAAUUGGCAUCCAAAUAAUGUUCUUUUGGCAACUGGUGCUUGUGAUUUUACAACUCGAGUAUUUUCUGCUUAUGUUAAAGAGGUUGAUGAUAAACCUUCACCAAAUCCUUGGGGAACUAAAAUGCCUUUUGGUGAAUUAUUAAAAGAAUAUAAAACUGGUGGUUGGGUAAAUGAUGUAGCCUUUUCUCCUUCUGGAUGUCGAUUAACUUGGGUUUGUCAUGAUUCAACAAUUUCAAUUUUUGAUUCAACCCAACAGCAGCUAACAAUCACACAAAAAACACCCUUUUUGCCUUUUACUUCGGUUAAAUGGAUUAAUGAAUCUGAAAUAUUGACUGCUGGUUUUGAUUGUUCGCCAAUUCUUUAUAAUUUUGACGGUUCUACAAUUAAAUUUAUUUGUAAAUUGGUAAACAAAUUAAAAAACUUCCAAAAAAAUUUUAUUUUAAAGGAUGUUCCUUCAGAAAAUAAAAAUAAUCAAGCAAAUGUUAAUAGUGCCUUUGCAAUGUUUCGAAAUUUUGAUAAAAGGGCAGCUGUGGCAAAUGGUGGAGGGGGAAGUGAAUUUGGAAUCAAUAAUUCUUUGAAUAAUUCUUUUGCAAAAACUUUACAUCAAAAUACUAUUUUGUAA